Messenger RNA from Branchiostoma floridae (Florida lancelet), 3233 nucleotides. RefSeq lists its product as uncharacterized. Gene Ontology annotation, biological process: signal transduction; regulation of apoptotic process. Gene Ontology annotation, molecular function: protein binding. The coding region runs from base 423 to 1871 and encodes 482 amino acids. The transcript has 7 exons. The record is from RefSeq and is a predicted model, not a curated record. NCBI's taxonomy places the organism in Eukaryota, Metazoa, Chordata, Leptocardii, Amphioxiformes, Branchiostomatidae.
UCGUUGAUCAUGUAACGUUAACAAUGCUGUUGAAAACUUUUUGAAGGAUUUGUUUGUCGCGCUACUUUAGGACGUAAACGCGUAACCGGAAGUUUCGAGGGUCGCGGAUUGUUACACUGUGUGUUGUAUGGUCAUAAGCGUGUUUCACUUUCUGUGACAAACACGUCAGUCUGUACUUGGCCUUAACAAGUUCGAGAGUUCUCCACAGAACAGCCGCGCUACGCAGUUCAGCACUUUUUUGUUGUUGUCCUUGCUAACGUCUAUUAUUUCGCUAGACUUAGUCUCUUGGUGCCUGGUGUCACUUGGUCCAGUUUCGAGACAAUAAUCAUUGUCUCUCUAGGUGAGAGUUACUGCAGGUGUUUCCAGGAGAGCCCGUUGAGUCUGUGCCGAGAGCCCGUAACGCGUUCAGUCUGUGCGGCACUAUGAGCGUCUCGGCCCGAGCGAGCAUCAGCCCCUUCCGCGCGCUGCUGCAGCGGCUGUCGGGGCAGGUCUCGGGGCAGGAGCUGGCGGACAUGAAGCACCUGCUGAGGGACCACGUCAGCGAGAGGAGGCGGGAGGAGGCGCGGUCGUGUCUGGACCUCUGGGAACAUCUGGAGAAAGCGGGGCUACUGACAGACGGACGGACGGACUUACUCACGGACCUGCUGGACAAACUGGACCGGCAGGACCUGGUCAGGCUGGUGGAGGAAUACCAAACCAAACGGGAAGCUGCAUUGGGAUGCGGUAAGAUCACUCCGCCCCCCACCCAGUGUGAGUCCACCCUAUCCCCCAUCUGGACCCAGUCUACUGGUACCUCAGCCCCCAUUCAGUGCCAGUCCAGCCUACCCCCAGUCCAGUGCCAGUCCAGCCUACCCCCAGUCCAGUGCCAGUCCAGCCUACACCCAGUCCAGUGUCAGUCCAGCCCACCCCCAGUCCAGUCCACCCAGCAGACUUGCGCACAUGAAGGUCAUGUCUACACACAGCCUCCUGUGCAGGAGGAAGGGAAGUCCUUCCACCAGCCCUUCAGUGUCCAGUCAGAAUCACAGACGCUCUCCUGUCAGACGCUCUUCAAUGGGUUACCCACCACAGCUGCUGCAGACGGACCAGCAGACGGACGGACAGACCAGCGCGAGUCCGUCCCAAACGUGGCUAACCAUCCCGUCGGAGACCACAGGCAGAGAGCUGUGAGAAUAAAGGAGCAGAGAGUCUCGCCUAAAGCACAGAACUACAUGGAGACGGGCGGGUACAGGGUGGGGAUUGUGGGAGGGAGGCACUAUGAGAUAGAUGGAGAGGAGUUUGUGGAGAUGGACCACGGUUCCUCCUACCGCAUCCGGCUGACCAACUCCCAUCUCAGCUCAUGCGAGGCGCAGCUCGACAUCGAUGGCAAGGACGUGGGCACGUGGCGUCUGGAGCCGGGUCAGCAGGUGGAGCUGGAGCGGCCGGAGGAGGAGCAGAUGUGCUUCACCUUCUUCAGCACGCGGCUGGCCCCGCCCGACUCCGGCAUCCGCAGGGGGGAGGAGGAGAACGGACUGGUCCAGGUCACCUUCACUCCGGAGAAGAUGAGAGAAGAGAGGACCAAGGUGAAAGAUCCGUACCGUGGAGGGGACCAGGUUGCCGGGGACGACACAUCCAGCAGCGACUCCUCCAGUGAUGAUGAGGACGAGCCGUUCCGCAGUGACACGCCCCUAAACUGGUCGUCGGGGGCAACCGCUCUGCAGGGGGUCAGCCGGCAGGAGUUUGAGCAGGUGGAGGCAGAGAUGGAGAAGGAUGAGGAGAAACGAGUCAUCAUGAUCUUACGUCUCGUAGCGAGAACUGAUGCCCCGACGGUACAAGUCUCCAGCGCUCCAGUCAAACCACUGAUGUCCAAGCGGCCGAGGGCGAUCCCAGACUAGCGGCAACUGGCAACAUGGCCCAGCAACAUGGGAUUAGACAGAAGAGCUUGUUUGUCUGAACCUUUGUUUAUUCAUGUGGACAGUGUGACUGAACUGAAAGGGGUCAUAUAAACGUAAGGAUGGGAGGGUGUGUGUGUGUGGGAAUGGAUCCAGGAAAUGCUUCUGGGUAAAACUGAAGCAAGAGUUUUGCCAGGGUAACUUUUGAAGGGCGUGGAUCACCUUGUAUACAUCUUUCUCACGCGGCGGCCAUGAUAGAUCAAAGACGAGGUCAAUGAGGAAAACAUACAAAACUUAUUUCUAAAACCAGGUCCCAUUUAGUUUUCCCCCCAACCACACAAAUUUUCACAAUAUAACAAAUAAUAAAUAUCAUAACUAGUGUUAUGCGUCGAAAGAUGUUACAGCAAUUCAGACCAGCGUAGACUGAUUUCUUAAGAGAUGCAAAAUAAAAACAUAAUAAUGCAUUUAUUUGACGGACAUUCUCCUAUUGGUUGAUUUUCUGAUUGUAUUGCUGUCAUUGGUUGAACUGCUAAUUAUGAUGGACAAUCUUUUGUUUGCCUCAUUGAACUCAUAUUAGAUCUAUCAUGGCUGCCCCAUGAAAAAGUUGUAUAGGCAUGACAUGAAUAUGGUGGGAUCAAGUGGGAUCAAGGCUUGUAGAGCUGAGGGGGAAAAGCCAGUCACCAAUAUUAAGUGUUUAAGUAAGUCAUAAUUAUAUUUGGUUGUCUCCUAAGUGCAUAACUUCCAGGGACAAGUUGAACAGCUGUAUAUACAUAUAAUAUUAUGUGCUGCUGAAUCUUUUCUUUCAGUAGUUUGAUAGUUUUGUUCAUUGGAAAUCUCUUCUUUCCACUCGUUGCAGGAAAGAUUGAGUGAGAUGUUUUUAAGACCAACUUGGACCAAGGUUUAUGGAUUUACCUGUAUUUAAGAAAACCCAACUCUGCUCGUCAUUAUGUAUCAUUAUCUUACUGAGGUAGUUUAACACUUACUGCAUUCUACACAUUAUAUUCAUAUCAUAUUAUGUCACUAUACAAAUGUCACAACAUACUAAAAUUUAGGAAUACUAGGAAUGUACUGGGAUCAUUGGGCAGAAAAAAAUGGUGGUGGGGUGGGGGGUUGGUGGUACUUAAAUAAGCACGGUUGCGUCGUUUUUGCUAUCUUGAUUUGUGCCAAAGUUUGUGAGAUCCUUUUUUCCUUGGACUCAUGUUUGAAUUUGCCCUCUGGAACUUUUAUUAGAAACUUGUACAUGUUUUAUCAGUAUUAUUUUUCACGUGCUGAUUGCUGGUCCAUCUUACAUCUAUGUGGUAGUAAUCACAGUACAUGCAUGGACUUUAGUUUUAUCCAAUUAUGAAUUAUGCAAUUAUGAAUAAA